GCGGGAUAGAAGCUAACGAGGGGACCAGCAUGAAAGGGGACCGGAGCAUGAAAGGACGACUACGUCUGGACCCGGUUCCUGCCCUAUCCCCACAACAAGGAGCGUUGUGAGUUCCCAAAGCAGCGCCAGGUGCCACACGCACUGUAUCUGAAAGAGAGGAAGCGUCAACACCUCUGCGUACCCCCACCAAAAUGGCUGUUCUUGGACACACACUGCCCUUCUACACUGGCCCCAAGCCAACCUUUCCAAUGGACACUACUUUGGCUGUUAUUAUCACCAUCUUCCUGACUGCACUGGUCACCUUCAUCAUCAUCCUGCCUGGCAUCCGUGGGAGGACGAGGCUGUUCUGGCUGCUACGAGUGGUGACCAGCUUAUUCAUCGGGGCUGUGAUUCUGGCUGUGAACUUCAGUUCUGAGUGGUCUGUGGGACAAGUCAACACCAACACAACAUACAAAGCCUUCAGUCCCAAGUGGGUCAUCGUGGAUGUGGGGCUGCAGAUUGGCCUUGGAGGAGUCAACAUCACCCUCACAGGGACCCCAGUGCAGCAGCUGAAUGAAACCAUCAACUACAACGAGGAGUUCACGUGGCGCCUGGGCAAGAACUAUGCAGAGGAGUACACAAAGGCCCUGGAGAAGGGCCUUCCAGACCCGGUGCUAUACCUGGCUGAGAAGUUCACCCCUCAAAGCCCAUGUGGCCUGUAUAACCAAUACCGCCUGGCAGGGCACUAUGCCUCAGCUAUGCUAUGGGUGGCAUUCCUCUUCUGGCUGCUGGCCAAUGUGAUGUUGUCUAUGCCAGUGCUGGUUUAUGGUGGCCACAUGCUGCUAGCCACUGGCCUCUUCCAGCUGUUGGCACUGCUCUUCUUCUCCGUGACCACGUCACUCAUAUCGCCCUGUCCCUUGCACUUGGGCACUGCUGUGCUGGACACUCACCACGGACCUGCUUUCUGGCUCACGUUAGGCACAGGACUGCUGUGUAUUCUGCUUGGCCUGGUCAUGGCCGUGGCCCAAAGGAUACAACCUCAUAGACUGAAGGCUUUCUUCAACCAGAGUUCAGAAGACCCCAUGCUGGAGUGGGGUUCUGAAGAAGGGGGACUCUUGAGUCCCCACUACCGGUCCAUAGCUGAGAGUCCUGAGACCCAGGAUAUCCCCAUGUCAAAGGUUUCCUCUGAGACAUGUUUUAAGGAGGAACACCUCAAAGAGUCUGACUGUUCCCUGUAAUGCUCCCCUCCUGGCAGCCACUGAGUUUACAGACUGGCUCCAGGCCUCACUGGAGCCCCCACAAAACCAGCAGAACUACCCAGGAGGUGGGUUGGGUUAUAUCACAUGCCCAGCUCCACUUUGUUGAUGUAACAGAAUAAGAGACACAACAUACUAAUGCAAAAAAAUAAAUGGCCAAAA
Messenger RNA from Arvicanthis niloticus (Nile rat), 1397 nucleotides. It is a transcript of the gene Duoxa1, whose product is annotated as dual oxidase maturation factor 1. The record is from RefSeq and is a predicted model, not a curated record. Gene Ontology annotation, cellular component: endoplasmic reticulum membrane. Gene Ontology annotation, biological process: protein transport. Lineage: Eukaryota; Metazoa; Chordata; Mammalia; Rodentia; Muridae.